Eublepharis macularius is the source of this 3441-nucleotide messenger RNA. It is a transcript of the gene GAREM1, whose product is annotated as GRB2 associated regulator of MAPK1 subtype 1. Gene Ontology annotation, molecular function: proline-rich region binding. The transcript has 6 exons. Lineage: Eukaryota; Metazoa; Chordata; Lepidosauria; Squamata; Eublepharidae. Gene Ontology annotation, biological process: epidermal growth factor receptor signaling pathway; cellular response to epidermal growth factor stimulus. The record is from RefSeq and is a predicted model, not a curated record. Bases 272 to 2920 code for a protein of 882 amino acids.
UGGGCCAGCCGCAGCUCCGAGCGCAAGAGCCGGGAGCAGCAGCAGCCUUCGCACUCCACGCCGACGCCGCUCUUGGUGGGCAGACUGAGCAGCGGCUGCAGGGGGUUGGGAGUCGCCUUGUCCCUAGGCCAAGCACACCAUGGCCCGUGGAAGCGGCGGCGGCGGCUGCAGCAGCAGGAGAGGCUAAAGGAGGCGCGCUCCCUUUAGUCGGCUGCGGCACUCCGCAGCGCCCCGAGAGCCCCGCCGGACUCCCCCUCCGCAGCCCAGGAAGAUGGAUGCGGGCCCCUCGCCGGGCGCCAGUCUCAAGGAUGUGAAGUGGAGCUCCGUGUCCGUCCCUCUGGACCUGCUGAUCAGCACUUACCGCCUGCCCCAAGUCGUCAGGCUGGACGGCGGAGAAUCUAUAGAAGGUCUUCGAGAGAGUGAUUACCUUUUGAUUCAUUCAUGUCGGCAAUGGACAACAAUUACAGCUCAUAGUCUGGAGGAGGGCCAUUAUGUCAUAGGGCCAAAGAUAGAAAUCCCUGUGCAUUAUGCUGGGCAGUUUAAGCUGCUGGAACAAGACCGUGAUAUUAAAGAGCCAGUGCUGUACUUUAACAGUGUGGAGGAGGUGGCUAAAGCGUUUCCUGAACGAGUUUACGUCAUGGAGGAAAUAACAUUCAACGUUAAGGUUGCUUCCGGUGAAUGCAAUGAGGAUACUGAGGUUUACAACAUCACACUCUGCACUGGGGAUGAGCUAACUUUAAUGGGACAAGCAGAAAUUCUUUAUGCAAAACCCUCAAAGGAAAAGUCACGGCUCAACACCAUUUUCAAAAAAAUCGGGAAGCUGAAUUCCAUCAGCAAAUUAGGCAAAGGAAAAAUGCCAUGUCUGAUAUGCAUGAACCACAGGACCAACGAAAGCAUCAGCCUUCCCUUCCAAUGCAAGGGCCGGUUCAGUACACGCAGCCCUCUGGAGUUGCAGAUGCAAGAAGGCGAGCAUACGAUCCGCAAUAUUGUAGAAAAAACGCGACUGCCUGUGAAUGUGACUGUGCCAAGUCCUCCUCCAAGAAAUCCUUACGACUUGCAUUUUGUUCGUGAGGGGCACCGGUACAAAUUUGUGAACAUUCAGACUAAGACUGUGGUGGUUUGUUGUGCUCUGCACAGUAACAAAAUUAUUCCAAUGCAUUUCCCUCUACACUUGGCUCUUCCAAAAUUUGCCCUCCCAGAAAGUCUUGUGAAAGGGGAGAUGUGGCAUGAUGACUUUGUCAAGCACUGGUUUGGCCUUUGUGAAGAGCAGUUUGAUAUAGAUGAAUAUUCCCGUGCUGUGAGAGAUGUAAAAGCAGAUUGGAAUGAAGACUGCAAAAGUCCCCAGAAAAACAGAUGUGCUGCCCACAAUCAUGUGCCCAGCUCUCUUAGCUAUGCUCGAGAUGAAUUGACACAAUCCUUCCACCGUCUCUCAGUGUGUGUUUAUGGAAACAACUUGCAUGGGAACAGUGAAGUGAAUCUUCAUGGUUGUAGAGAUUUGUGUAAUGAGUGGGCUUUAUUUUCUCAUGAUGCUUUACAGUACCAGGACUCAGGUGAUGGUAGCAGCGACUACCUUUUCCCCGAAGUUAGUGAAGAAUCUAUGUGUUUACCUGCCAAGCCAGAACUUCCUUAUGAAGAGCUGUGGCUGUAUCAAGGGGGCGGGAAAACAAGCGAUCAGCCUCUUACUCGCACACACAGUGAAAAGAACAAAUAUGACAGUUAUCGGAGCUCUUUCCGGUCCAAGUGUGGUACUUCAUCUCUUCCAGCACCUGCCCCUUCAACAGCAGCAUCAAAAUCUUCAGAUGUUUCCCUGCCUCCACCACCUGUGCCUCCAAAGUCUGAAGCAGUUAGAGAGGAAUGCAGACUCCUGAAUGCGCCACCUGUCCCACCACGAAAUUCAAAGGCCACGUCGACAAGUCCUUCCAUUCUUCCACGAAUGAAAAAACCAGCACAGCAGCAGACUCGUUCUCCCAGUCCAACACUCUCGUACUAUUCUUCAGGGCUUCACAGCAUUACUUCAGAAGAAGAAACAGAACACUUCACGGAAAGUGGCCCUGUUGCUUGCUAUCCAUGUGGCACUGUGAAAGCCGACCAGAAGGAGCUUGGCAGCAAAUUGCCUUUCGGAAGCCCCUCUGCUGAUGCCCUGUCCUCCAGACUGUCAUGGCCAAAUCAUUUUUCUGGAGGGGCUGAAGACCUUAAUAGGAGUGAUUUUCUAUUAGAUCCAAGCAGGAGUUACAGUUAUCCGAGACAGAAGACCCCUGGCACACCAAAGAGAAACUGUCCAGCACCUUUUACUUUUGACUUCAACAGAUGUGAACUUCCUGCAGGGGCAACACUGCCAGUCAUGGCAGAGAUUGAAUGUGUUGUUUCUAGUUGCCCCAAGUCUGCAAGUUACUCUCUUGAAUGCACUGAUGAGAAAACUCUUGCGGUAAGUAGCACACUGCAGUCUCUCUCAUGCCCUGCCUUACCUCCACGUGCACCAAAACCAGGGGACGAAAAGCCAAGUCUUAACCUGUGUCCCCUGCCUCUUGAAAUAGAUGGUGCUGAAGAGCAGCCUGCCACAAGUUCACCAGAUCUUUCAGAAGAUCAGUAUCAUAGUAAAAAGGGCAUGCAGGACUCAUUUGCAGUUUCCUAUCCUUUCUCAUCUCCCCUUCAUCUUCAGCUAGCACCAAGAUCCUGCGGUGAUGGCUCUCCUUGGCAGCCUCCUACAGACUUGUCUGGUCUAUCUAUAGAAGAAGUUUCUAAAUCACUAAGAUUUAUAGGCUUAUCAGAAGAUGUAGUGUCAUUUUUUGUUACUGAGAAAAUUGAUGGCAACUUGCUUGUUCAGCUCAACGAAGAGAUCCUUUCUGAAGACUUCAAGUUAAGCAAACUACAAGUUAAGAAAAUAUUGCAGUUUAUUAAUGGCUGGCGGCCUAAAAUGUAGCACUAAACCGAUCAACAAGAUUCAGAGAGAUGUGCUAGAAGCUCCAGAGCUAACAGUAUCUCCCAUUUUUGCACUAAAAUCUUUGUGUGUGUGUGUGUGUAAAUAGUAGCAGGAAAAAAUCUUACUAUGCAUAUACUUUAAGUGGUGAGUAGACUUUUUCUACAUAGUGGAAGCAUAAAGGUGUGCCUUGUGCAUCCCUGAACAUUCAGCAGCUGCUAAACAGUCGACAUGAAAGGGAAUUUAAUUUGUACUUACAUAGUUUGUUGAGUCAUAUAUUUAUUUUUAUUGAUUAGACAAUGCUAAGCAGCACAGAAAUCAGUUUAAUUUUGUGUUCUUAUCAAUAAAUGCAUUUCCUCUGGGAUUUUUAUUUUUAUUCUGAAGGCUUCCUUUACCUUGCCUUCAGUGUUGCUUCAUCCAGUGGAAAAUGUUCACUUCCCCUUCUAACAGUUCUGUUUUCUUGAAAUGCCACCUGUAAAAUGCACAGGUAUGAAAUCUUUUUUGGCAACUUAUUUAAACAUGGG